This is a messenger RNA of Fonsecaea erecta, 1047 nucleotides long. RefSeq lists its product as hypothetical. The record is from RefSeq and is a predicted model, not a curated record. Lineage: Eukaryota; Fungi; Ascomycota; Eurotiomycetes; Chaetothyriales; Herpotrichiellaceae. Bases 1 to 1047 code for a protein of 348 amino acids. The transcript has a single exon.
AUGCUCAGCAACUGGAAGGAGUGCGAGGACGGGGGCGACAUCAGCCCCGAGAAGCAGACCGAGUCCGGGUACGACUCCGGGUACGUCUCCCAGGUCAUGUCCCGGUCCAGCAGCACCGACCAGUUCAGCAGCGCGUUAGCAGUCCCCAGGUUGCCGCUCGUGUGGGCGAGGGUGUCCGAACACCUCCACCUGAUCACGGUUUGGAUCGUCACCGUCUACCCGUGCGUGCUCGUCGACAACUCCCUCUUGAUGACCACGAACGCCUCCGUCAACAUGAACCCGCCCUUGCUCAUCACCUUGUUGCUGCUCGUGGCCUUCUUGUUGGCGCUGUUCCGGAACAGGACCGCGGCUCUGGGCUUGUGCAUGGUCACGGACAGCCGCCAGCAGACGUUCAUCGACAUGCCCAUGGUGCUCGCGAGAGCCGCACAGCCAUAUCGACCUCAACAUGGACGCCGUCGCGCGCACGUUCAUCUUCAGCCUAUCAAUGUCAGCAUGACCACCAACGGGGAGCCGCCGGCGUACGCCACCAUCCCCCGCCCACGGCAGGCGACCUCGAUCCCGACCUCGGUGACCACGAGCACUCCGGAGUCGUACAUCCAUAUCCUCACGGACGAGCUCUGCGGCACGAGCUGCGACAACCACGCCUGCACCGCCAUGCCCAGGCACAUAGCCGCGUACUCGCCGAUGACCAUGAAGAUUGCCUUGAGCACCAUCGUGUCCAAGAUCGUGACCGACAUGAACAACGUGCGAAAGCUCGACCUCGAGAGCACGAUCGUGUGCUGCAACGGGAAGGCGAUCGUGUGCGUGUUCGACUCCAUCGGCUCGCGGAUGGGCAUGGGCGACGCCUCGAACAGGGUCACGACCAUCGACGGCAUCAUCAGCAUCAUGAAGGCCUGGAACAAGAACAGGCAGAUCCUCUGCUUCGCGACCACCAGGAGCCCCACGGACAUCGACAGCAACAUGACCCUGUUCGACAACUGCACCAUGGACAUCAUCGGGCCUCGGCGGAGGACACCACCGGCGAGAGCACCAUCUCCGCCGUCAUGA